AUUUUAUGUUCGCAUCCUUAAACCAAUCUUGCAAUUAUUCAUUACAUUCAUUCUUUAAACAAAACUUCCUUAUUCUGUGUUCACAGUUAGUUUAUCAAGUACUGUAACCUUUAACAAUACUAUGCAGGAAUACAUGAUCCUUUUCUAAGAUAUCGCCCUUUGGACGGAAUUCACGCUUGAGGAAACACUUGACAAAUAUAGCAUAGCCGGUCAAACCUAUAAACAUUUACUUUCUUCACUGAAAAACAAUCUAUGUGUAUUUAUCAAUCUCUAAUGAAAUAUGAUUUUAUUGGAUUAUUUCGCCAUUUAAUCUGCUUCAUUUGGACAUUACGAGGCGGUGUCAGGGGAACGAUGUCACGACCACAGAAAAACCGUACCACUGGUGGAGGCAUGUGGCGAAAGAAACAGCAACGAACUGACGAACAGGAAGGACUUGUGCUUGACAAUUUAGGUGGUGACAGGCAUUCACUAACUUUAACAGAAUCAGUGACAUUAGCUGCAGAACUUGGUGAAGCUACAUCAUCAGAUAAUUUUCAGAAAGAGGUAGCACAUAAAACAAACACGCUUCUGAUUGGUCGACAGGAAGCGGAAACCGAAGUGUUCAUGGAUGUGCUAGUUAGAAGAAAGGGAGAUGUCGACAAAGCUUUACUGUUUGUGAUUUCUACUAUGAAAAUAGAUUCAAAAAUCUCUGUGCUUGUAAACAAUCUGAUAAAUCGGGGUGCCAGCACAUCUACUGCUGACUCUGAAUUGAAGACACCUUUACAUCAUGCUGUCAGAAGGAAUCUAAAAGGUGUUGCUGCCAAAUUACUUGAAAAAGAUGCUUUUCCCCAUGCACGUGACAAACACGGCACGCUUCCAUUGAAAAUUGCUAUGGACAACAAAAAUGACGACAUGUGUGCACUUCUGCUUGCCUAUAUGCCAAAUGCAUUUGUGCGUGGCUUAUUUAUCUCGUGCGGAAGAAAAGUUGCCGAAUUUUCAAUUCAUGAUUUGCUUCGUAUUGAGACCAGUAUGCAGAAAACGAUUCUAUCAAUACUUGACUGCUUGAUAGAAACAAGAGGAUCCACCGAUAGACUGAGAGUAUAUUACGAUCUGCUGGAAUGUGACGAAGACGGACGGACACCAACAGAUAGCAACUUCUUUGAGAAGUCAAGAUCACCGCUACAAGUAAUUGCGAAAAAGAGAAAUAAGAACAUUGUUUACCAUGACGCAGUAAGGUUGCUUAUAAGAAGAAAGUGGAAGCUAUAUGCUAAAAAGAGGUUUCAAUUUAAUUCCUUUCUGUAUAUUCUUGGAUUAUUUUGCAUCACCUACUCUGUUAUCGUGGCAGUGAUGUCACCUGACCCAGCAUUGUAUAAUGGUCCUCUGCAAAUAUCCAGGGCUGUAUUUGAGGUUUUAUCCCUUGUGAUGGUGGCGCAAACAGUGUGUACAGAAAUUAAUCAACUUAGACGACACAAGCUAGAGUAUUUCCACGAUCCAUUUAACUGGUUUGAUAUGUCGUCUGCCAUUUUGCUGAUUUGUGUUGUUCCUUUGAGGUUUACCCAUAACAAUGCACAGUGGCAUGUGUUUGCAUUUGGAUAUUUAUUUUGGACAAUAAGGAUUUUCAAAUUUGCUGCUGUGUUUAGACAAAUAGGUGCGUAUACUCAGAUACUGGCAAGAAUUAUUGCCCAUGAUUUUAUCCAGUUUGGUGUCGUGUUUCUUGUCAUCCUCCUAGCCUUCAGUGGAUCAUUCUUUCUGUCUUUGAGGGGCGACAGAGAUCUAGAUACACAUAAUGAAACAAGUACCUUCUGGGGAAUAUUGUUUGUCGGUGUUCGGUCGUUGACAGAAGCUCAACCUGUGGUUGAUUAUACCGGAGAGGACGGAUAUGGUGCAGUUAGUGUUAUAUUUAUGGUGUGCUUUCUAUUUACGUGUAUUGUCAUUCUACUAAACAUCCUCAUUGCACAAUUGUCUGAUACAUAUCAGAAGGUGCAACAAGAUGCACAGAGGGGGUUAGAGGUCAAUAGAGCAUGGAUUGUUGCCAAAGUGGAGUUAAACAGUUUCUUUUUCGGGAAAGAUUUUAGAACAUCACGCUAUGCAGAGUAUGAAGACAUAGAGGAUCUUAAAGACGUUCUAACAAAAUGGGAUUCUCCACCCCUGAAUGAAAUGAACAAGUAUGUUAAAGACAUCUGGGACACCUUAGAUAACCACAAAAUGAACCUCCUUACCAUACAACAUAGGCUAGUUCGUCAAGAAAAUACUUUGCGGACUAUACAGGAUCAGCUGCGAUUCUUAAUUUCUUUGAACACAACAGGAUCCUACGAUACACUAGACGCAGGUUUACUAUCUUCCCAAAGGAUGAAAUUCUAUCGCAAUAAUACAGACGAAAAUGGUCCAGUUCAAACUGACGACACAGUUGAUAUAAGUACAAGGAGAAAACAUUCGCAUAAAGAAAAGAAAAUUUCACUCGACGGUGUUAAAGCUGUUCUUAAUUUUACAGAUAAAGACGACAAUGAAUUAAAUAAAACAGAUUCUUUAGAAGCAGACGAGAACAAUCAGUAACGUUUUGUAGCAAGAGUUUUUUUUACUUUGCCAAAACAAUACAAAGUGAGUAAUACUGGUCCAACUAUUUUUGACAUUGACAUAUUGUUAGUAUUUCCCGGUGAUUCUCUUCUACGUGAUUUUUCCGAGAAAGAUAGAAUUCAUGUGACACACGGCAGCAAAUGUUUCGAAAGAAUUUCUCCAAAUAAUGUCUAUUAACAGCCUUUCAAAACAUUUGCCUUUAACAUUCAGUGACGUUCUGCGGACCAUGUGUUUCUUGGACAACUUGUGUAUUAAAAUAUUGAGACCACUCUCUUACUCUUGUAUGAUCGUAAGAGAAGACAAAUAGGGUCUAAUAUCUUGGCUUUGCUAUAUCGCUUUGAUUCAGACAGGUAUAAACGUUUUGAUUCUAUACCUCAUAUUUAUUUCGAUGUAAAUGAGAUCUGAAACCAAAAGUUUUAGUCGUAUUUGGCGUGAUAUAACCUUUACUGAGUUGUUUCACCGUAAAACCACUUUCAAUUCAAUUUUAACUCAGUGACGUUCUGUAACUGAAAGUAUCAUUCAGUGAAAACUAAAAAUUCAUGAAUAAGAAAGGUUUUAUAUCUUACGUUAGCAAGUUAGUCUCGAUAUCUAUUAUUUACGGUAUUGAAUCCAUUAUUGCUAUCUACAAUUUCCAUGCGUUUUCUAAUGCUGUUUCGACAUUCCUCGGACGGAACACAUACAUGAGAAUGUCUUUCCUAACUACCGGGGGAAGCUGAACUAGAAAUUUUGAGAGUGUGUAAUCGAACGAAAGCUUCCAAUUGUCAUAUCUCAGCUUGAGAAUGCUUAUGAAAAUGUUAGCAAGCAAGAUUUACGUCCAUUGAAUUCAUUUUAGCUCAGUGACGUUCUGUAGCUGAAAGUCUCAUUAUUUACGGUAGUGAAUCCGUUAUGGCUAUCUCCAAUUUCCAUGCGUUUUCAAAUGCUGUUUCGACAUUCUUCGGACGGAGCUCAUACAUGAGAAUGUCUUUCCUAACUACCUGGGAAAGCUGAACUCUAAUUUUAGAGAGUGUGUAAUCGAACGAAAACUUCCAAUUGUCAUAUUUCAGCUAGAGAAUGCUUAUGAAAAUGUUAGCAAGCAAGAUUACGUCUAUUGACUCUGUAAAAUUAUUAAGGCCGCACAUGUGAUGACAUUACAAAUCUGGAUAUGUCGACAGCGUGUUGUUAAUUUGCUUAUGGCUUGCUUAGAAUAUUUUUAUAUUUGAAAUAAAUGUUU
This is a messenger RNA of Mercenaria mercenaria, 3763 nucleotides long. RefSeq lists its product as uncharacterized. Gene Ontology annotation, biological process: calcium ion import across plasma membrane. NCBI's taxonomy places the organism in Eukaryota, Metazoa, Mollusca, Bivalvia, Venerida, Veneridae. Gene Ontology annotation, cellular component: membrane. The record is from RefSeq and is a predicted model, not a curated record. The coding region runs from base 253 to 2532 and encodes 759 amino acids. Gene Ontology annotation, molecular function: calcium channel activity; protein binding. The transcript is spliced from 16 exons.